Messenger RNA from Bathycoccus prasinos, 690 nucleotides. RefSeq lists its product with no specific name. The transcript has a single exon. The coding region runs from base 1 to 690 and encodes 229 amino acids. The record is from RefSeq and is a predicted model, not a curated record. Gene Ontology annotation, molecular function: protein binding. Lineage: Eukaryota; Viridiplantae; Chlorophyta; Mamiellophyceae; Mamiellales; Bathycoccaceae.
AUGCGCAACGCGAGCGAUGUUACGAUGUUCGCGAGUUCGAGGGGCAAGUCGCGAGAAACACCGCGGUAUCAGAAUUUGUGGGAUUUGAUCGUGAAUAACGACGACAUUUGUUUCAAACAUGUGCUUCCGAGAUUGAAUCCAACGGAUCUCAAAUUCUUGUACGAGGUGAAUACAGAGACGAGAGCGUUGGUGAAGAGAUCGUCUCGCAAGAGGGAGCUGAGAAAGACGUUUAAAGUUGAAGAUAUGUCGUCGAUAUCGACUUUGGAGUUUGUGUGGGAGAAUAAAUCGUUGUGGUCGGGUUGGUGGAACCAAACAUCAUGGUUCUGCUGGAAAGUUGCUCGAACGAAUAAACUCGAGUUGCUUAAGUGGAUACGAGAAGAGAAAAAGUGUGAGUGGGAUGGAUCGACGAUUAAUAGGGCCGCAUUUCAUGGUAAUCUGGAAAUGGUAAAGUAUUGCGUGGCAAAUGAGUGUCCUGUCGAUGAGUGGACGUGUCAAUUUGCCGCCCGAAACGGUCAUCUCGAGUGCCUCAAAUACUUACGCGAAGAAGCGAAAGCGCCUUGGGAUUACGAGGUUUUGCACUUUGCUCACGCGAAGAAACACCUCGAGUGUUUACGCUACGCCAUCGAAAAGAAAUGUCCGACAUGGUCAGAUUACACAGAAAGACUGAAGGCAUUAGAGCAAAGCCAGUAA